AUACUUUAUAGCGCAAAUGAUGAUAUCAAAUAUUUAAGUUAGUUAAUUUCCUACUAAUCAGAAAGUGCGCGCCUCGGAGCCAUGGAGACUGUCAACGCCACAUACUCGUAUGUCACCAACCUGGAGGUAAUGGAGAUGCUGCAGAAAAUAAAGAGCUCUAAGAAAAAGUUUGGCAUGCGCAACCUGGCUACUGUAACAUAUGAGGCGUUGCAGUAUUUAGAGGACUCUCCCUGCAAAAAUCAAACACGUGAAUCCAUUACCAACUAUUUGCGUGAUCUGCGCAAUUAUCGACUGAAGCCCCACGAGAUGCUACAAAUGGUUAACGAUCCGCCCACGAGUCCCCUGCAUACACAGCUGCUUAUUGACGACAACAAAGCACCGCUUACCGAUACGGAAAACGAAAAGAUCAUUGAGCUGACACACACACAUUUCCAUAAUAGCGGCACAACGCAGCAACAGCAUAAUAGUUAAAUACAGGAUCGAAUUAAAAUGUAACUUGUUUUGUAUUUGAUGUAAUUUGCGUAUAAAAUAAGCACAGAUCGUAAACAAGAGAA
This is a messenger RNA of Scaptodrosophila lebanonensis, 554 nucleotides long. RefSeq names its product DNA-directed RNA polymerase III subunit RPC9 (gene Polr3I). NCBI's taxonomy places the organism in Eukaryota, Metazoa, Arthropoda, Insecta, Diptera, Drosophilidae. Gene Ontology annotation, molecular function: nucleotide binding. Gene Ontology annotation, cellular component: RNA polymerase III complex. The transcript is spliced from 4 exons. Bases 82 to 471 code for a protein of 129 amino acids. The record is from RefSeq and is a predicted model, not a curated record. Gene Ontology annotation, biological process: transcription initiation at RNA polymerase III promoter.